AUUCCAGCCCUCCAAGAGAGAGUAGAGGGUAACCGGCAACUGAACCAGCUGAACCAAUACUUCAGUCUCCCGAGGCCAUGUCCAAGGCUCGUGGGCCUACACUGUCCUGCGCACCGCCUACACUCCCGAGUCGGACGCGCUGUUCCCUGUCGCCCAUAGAGCGUCUCAAGAGCUAUGUGCACUACUGGCGCCACUACAACCGGUGCUUUUCUCUCGGCGCGCUGUGCGAAGAGUACCGAGUGGAUUUCGAUGACCCCAAUGAGGAGUUGUUCCGCCGGCUCUACAUUGAAGUCAUUGAAGAUCGGCAGGCUGGCCCACCUUGAUAGCCAUGGGGACGAUGGUUCGAAUGAGGAGGAUUGGUUGAUGGCCUUGCGCGAGUACUUUUACCGGUGGGUUGGGGCCCUCGAAGACAAGGGCGAACUUCUUCCGGAUGCUUUUCGGCGCAACGGCCGGGCAUGCCCAAGUAACCCACGCUUCUGUGUCUGUCUGGUCCUUGAUUCGGAGAGUGUGGCGUUACUGGUUGGGCUACCCGAGGAGCUCCCGCCGCUGCGAUGUGCGGUGGACGGCCCAGAGAAGCAGCGACAACUUUCUGCCGGCGAGGGAGCGUGGGUGUGGCCGCUGGAGGUGGACUUCAUGGCGAAGGAGGGAGCACGAGGAGGUACCCUGGUCCCAUCCGCAGUACCGCGGCUGGAUGAAAACGAAUAUCAAUGAUAUUGAAGAUUCGUGGUUCUCUCGAAUGACGCGGGACAAAUGGGACUAUUUUUUUUAAGAGGAGAGGGAGAUGGGCUCCAAGAUACUGUGGUACACAUCUAGUCCAAAAGACUAAGUACUGGAGAGAGCCCGCGCAGGCGCCUCGUCAGGUUGACUGCUUACAGAAUUACGGACAGGGUAUAGCGAUAAACAACCGAGCUUCCCCGGUACCUUAGCCUCGGCUCAUCAAAACACAGCAAUUUGCGACAUGCGAG
Molecule: messenger RNA, 965 nt
Organism: Parathielavia appendiculata
Lineage: Eukaryota; Fungi; Ascomycota; Sordariomycetes; Sordariales; Chaetomiaceae
Exons: 2
Coding region: 175-711 (178 amino acids)
Source: RefSeq, a predicted model, not a curated record